This is a messenger RNA of Puntigrus tetrazona (Sumatra barb), 1056 nucleotides long. RefSeq names its product mitochondrial ribosomal protein L12 (gene mrpl12). The coding region runs from base 160 to 732 and encodes 190 amino acids. Lineage: Eukaryota; Metazoa; Chordata; Actinopteri; Cypriniformes; Cyprinidae. The transcript has 5 exons. The record is from RefSeq and is a predicted model, not a curated record. Gene Ontology annotation, molecular function: structural constituent of ribosome. Gene Ontology annotation, biological process: translation; mitochondrial transcription. Gene Ontology annotation, cellular component: ribosome; mitochondrial large ribosomal subunit.
AUGCAUUGUGGGUAGGUCAGGAAGAGCCAGUGGAGGACGCCAUGUGCUUCUGCUAGAGGAGGUCUGACAGUCAGUGUCGCCCCGAGAGAGCUGUGUUUUGGGAUCUGGCCUGUCGUUUCUUAGCAUUCACCGAACGGUUAGUCGUGCUCUCGGGUGAUAAUGUACUGCAGCAGAUACUGCGUCCGGAUCGCGCUGCGGACGGCGGCGAACACACACCGACACAGCCUACAGAGGGCAGCGCUGCGAACACUCAAGACCAGCCCCGUCAGUCCGUCUGACGCCAUCGCAACGCCGUCUCUCGAUGGGGCGCCCAAGCAGUACUCUCCCAAAAUCCAGCAGCUGGUCAACGACAUCGCCGGCCUCACGCUCAUAGAAGUGUCUGACCUCAAUGAGCUACUAAAGAAAACUCUGAACAUUCAAGAUGUUGGAAUGAUGCCCAUGGGCUCAAUGGCAGCGAUGGCUUCUCCGGCUUCUGAGGCGGCAGAGGAGGAUUUGACGCCUGCAAAGAAAGAGAAAACCAAUUUUACAGUGAAGCUGACGGAAUUCAAAGCCGCUGACAAAGUCAAACUUAUUAAAGAAGUGAAGAAUUGUACGGAGGGCAUGAAUCUUGUACAGGCCAAGAAGCUUGUGGAGUCCCUACCGCAGGAGAUCCGGGUUAAUGUGUUUAAAGACGAAGCGGAAAAACUGAAAGCAGCACUUGAAGCGGCGGGAGGCACUGUGGUGCUGGAGUGAAUAUAUCUGGUCCCCUCCGUUUGAUCUCGUUACCUGUCAGUCAUCGUUUUGUUCUUUUUUUUUUUCUUUUUUUUUUUACAAAGAAAACAAACAAUGCCUUUAAAAUGACCGCUUGGUCCAGAAGAGGUGGUCCCGGGUGUUGAACUUACAGACUGAACUUUAUCGGGCUCUGAGCCUGCAAACACACCACCCGUCACCGACUCCUCCAUCUGUCCCUUAGCCACUCACGCACUGUCCUGGACAGGAUGGAUGGAGCCGGUCUGUCUCUUUCAUGCUGGGGACGUGAUGCUGUUGCUCGUGGUUAAAUAAACAUGUUAUACCAUA